Messenger RNA from Melanotaenia boesemani (Boeseman's rainbowfish), 7733 nucleotides. It is a transcript of the gene rab44, whose product is annotated as RAB44, member RAS oncogene family. Gene Ontology annotation, molecular function: GTPase activity; GTP binding. The coding region runs from base 36 to 6812 and encodes 2258 amino acids. The record is from RefSeq and is a predicted model, not a curated record. NCBI's taxonomy places the organism in Eukaryota, Metazoa, Chordata, Actinopteri, Atheriniformes, Melanotaeniidae. The transcript is spliced from 9 exons.
UUUAAAACCUGAAGCUCACUUCACCAGAGGCCACAAUGAGUAAACGAAAGCUGGGGUCUAGCCGAAGAAAUAAAGGAAAGCCACUUACAAAAGACCCAGAAACCGAACCAUACCUGGAACCCAGAGAAGAUUUUGAGGAUGAAACGAGAGGCAAAGAAACUCUUAGAACACAUGUGUCAGCAGCAGCACAACUUGAUAGCACCAUGUUUACAAGCUUUUCACCUGAUGGCUCUGUGGUUAAGAUGACCACUGUCAGUCCAGACGAUAUCAUGGAAAGUUUAAUGCCAAAAACAAGCAAUUUGCAAACUUCUAACACUGUCAGCAAGCUGAAAGAGACCGACGAGUCCAACUUUCUUGAAAGUGAGGAAGUCAAAGAAAACACCCCUUUUGAUGGCCUCUCUGAGGCACCCAAUUCAAGUAUAUUCUCAUGUGUUUCAGUGAAUCAGCAGCUAAUGAACAAAAAAGCAGCAAAUUCUAACACACAUGCUGCAGCAAAGUCAGAGAGCAACAACAAAGGUGUCAGAGACUUGUUCAGACAAGAUGGAAGUUUACAGGGAAACCACAUGGUGAGUGAGUCACAGAUCAGCUCACUAGUUUUAGAGUCUGCCAAACCAGAAAUUACCACAGAUAAAAGCAGCCCCAGUGAAAUCACUAAAGUUAAAAACAGUGUUGGGCAAGCUGUACUUUUAUCACCAAAAGAGGAGUUGCCUACAAAUGAGGAACAUGAUGAUUUUGCUCAGCAUUCAGAGGAUGGUGUCGACAAAGUGCAUGAAAAGGAUGAUAAACCAACACAAAUACAAGGGUUCAUUUCAACUCCAUAUGCCAAACAGGAUUUAUGUCCAAACAAGGGCAAUUUGAAGGCUGCAGACCAGAGAAAUGAGGCUGAUGAUUUGAAGCAAAAAGGGAACAAUACAGAAGCAGAAAAAACUGAUGUGGGACAGAUGUAUGAGGGUGGAGUUCAUGUGGAGGAUGGUGUUAAACAAAGUGUUAAACAAACUGUUCAUCAAGGGGAUCUCUUCGAAGAUGAAAGGAUUAAUUCUGCCCUACAAACCCUGCCCUCAGAAACAUAUGCCCAUUUUGACUCCCAGAACAGAAGAAAAUAUGGUUCUAGACGUAGAAAUAAAGGACAACAGCAUCUCAAAGAAUCUGAAGAGGAAGUUUUAGAGCAUGACAAGUGUGAUCAAGCCCUUGAAAAAGAAAAAAUAUUAGAAGCAAGCACAACAAGCCAGGGAGACUUAAGUCAAGACACAGGACAUGAUGUUAUCUUCUCUGUGUCACAUGGCAGCUCCAUGUUUUCAUUGACUGCACCUGCUGAUGUUGAAAACUCCUUACCAGAAAAUUUCAUUCUUACAAGCGAAAAUGUUCCAGAAGAUCAAAAUGAAAGGGAAACUGAAAUUAAUGUUGAUCUGUCUGAUAAAUCUGCAAAAGUCAUGCCAGAAGAAACAGAUCAAUCCUCCACUCUUUACAGUGAAGACACCAAAGGUGUUCAUCAUUCAGAGGAUGCUGAGAAAGUGCAGGAAGACGAGGUUCAUCCAACACAAAUGCAGGAAGUUCUGCAAACUAAGAACUGUUCUGAAGCUGUGACAGAUAAUGUAUCAGAAAAUCCUGAAAUUUCUGAAAGUCUGAUUGAUCCAUUUGAAAUCACCAACCAAUCCGAUCCCACAGAGAAAAGUACUGAUGAAUGUGCAGCCAAACAGGAAGUUUCAACUCAACUUGUUGUCAAACAGAAUGACUUUCCUACAACAGAAAGAAAUUUGCAGGCUGUCGAUCAAAGAAAUAUAAAAACUACUAUGGCACAGAUGCAUCAGGAUAGAAAAUACAAUUCAGGGCAAAGUGUUCCUCAAAAUGAAGAUCAUGUCUUCUUUGAGAGCCAGACAAGCAAUAUUUCUCCUCAAACUCAAUCUUCAGCCCUUCCUGACUCUGUGAGCAUGGAUGAGCAGACUCACACUUUCUUCAGCCAGACUGGGAACAGAGGGGAUCCUCAUUCAGAGGAUGCUGCAGAGAAAGUGCAAGAAGAUGAGGUUAAUCCAGCACAAAUGCAAGAAAUUUUGCAAAAUGAUUACUCUCCUGAAACCUUGCUCAAUGAUUCCUCAGUAAAUCUAGAAAUUGCUUCUGGAAUCCUUACUGACCAAGCUGAAAUCACUAAUGCUUACCAGUCUGAGUUCACAGUGAACAGAACUGAUGAUCCUGCAACCAAAGAGACCGCUUCAAAUCAAGAAGAUAAACCAAAUGAGGAUUCUACAGAACAAGACUUCUCAGAGGCUUUAGACCUGAAAAAUGAGGAUUAUGAAUUAUGUGGUGUCAAUAAGCCACCCAUCAGUGAUAUAGAAAACUCUGCACCAAGUCAGGUGCAUGAGUUCAAAGAGGGCGAUGUAGAGCCAAAUACUGAUCAAAUAUUUCAUCAGGAGGAGGAGGGACCUCUGUACGAAACAGAGGAGAUGAAAUCUGCUGACCACCAGCCUCAGGACAGUUUUGUGAGUGUAGACGAAAACAAUCACACAGACGUCCACCAUAGUAGCAACAGAAGAAAACUGGGAUCUAGCCGUAGAAAUAAGGGAAAGUAUAAGGUCAAAGAGUCUGUCGUUGAAGCAUACCAUAAAAUUAGAAAGGAUGCUGGUGCAAAUUCAAGCAGUAAUGAAUCCAGUGAGGCAGUGUUAACAGUAGAGAUGGCUGGCCAGGAAAAAUCUGUGGAAAAUGUUCAGGAAGAAGAGGAAAAAGCUGGCCCUUUUCAGACUGAAGUGGUCAAUUUUGACAGUGAUGUUUGUACUUCUGAGAUACCUCCUAUUGAUGUACAUUCAGCCUCCACAGAAGACCAAAGUGUGUUUGAAAAGUCACGUUACGGACUGGUGCCUGGUGAGGAUUUUUCCAGUGUGUAUUCAAUAACAGGUACAGUGAGUAAGGACAGACUUGAAUGUACAAAGCUUCUAAGCGGGGAUGGAAAUUUGCAGGAGAAUUAUUUGGUGUGUGAACAGCUUGUGUGCCCUAUCGCACAAGAAAUCCACUUAGAAAAAAGCAGUAGUGGGGAAUAUGUAAAGGAUGAGUGUAGGGUUGAGAAAGGAUCACCAGAAGAUGAGUUGCCUAUGAAAGAAAAACAGCUCAGCUCAUCUCAGCAGAAAGAGCUUGAACAGGAGACUGAGCCAACACAAAUGCAAGGCGUGUCUCAAAUUAGUUUCAUAACUGACACAAAUGAAAAAAAAGAAAAGAAAUCUGGUGACGUGUAUGAGGUUGAAGGUCAAGUAGUAAUAAUAAAUCCGAGUGAUAAAGAAAUGGGUCACCAGGUGAUGGAAGGACUCUUCUCUGAAUCUGGACGUACUGAAUCUCCUUUACAAAGCCUGCAAAAUCAAACACAUGCUGUUUUGGAUUCUCAGUCUCAGCAAAACGACACAAGUUUAAUCCUUGCUGGGAACAGUGGAGUAGUGGGGUCAAGCUUGGAAAAAUCACCAGAAAGGAGGAAAGAAGGAAUAGAAACAUCUGACACUUCCCCCACUGACAACAUGGCUGCUCACUGCAAAGAAAAUGCACAUCUUGGCACAGUUGCUGGCAUCUGUGAGUUUACAACCUCAAGUCCUUCAGUGAAGCAGCAGCUCAUCAAGUCAAAUUCCAGGAAGCUGCCAGAUGACAAACUUCCUUCUGUCUUUGCAACAGAAAACAAGAAACCAGAUGAGGACACAGAAAAGUUAAGGCCAUGUGGAAAUUUACAAGGCAAUCAUUUGCCAAGUGAAAAUGUGGAGUUUUCCAUCCCACCAGAGAGAACCACAGAGAGAAGUAAAUACAAUGCUGAGGUAAAGACAUUUUUAUCACAAGAGAAUUUUCCUACAAAUGGGAAACAAGACGAACAUUUCAACUCAUCUAAAGCUGAAAGAGCUAUGCAUUCAGAAGAUGUGACUAGAAAGCAUGAUGUGCAUAUUGAUCAAGCAAUGCAUCAACUUAAUUACACCACGAUUUUAGAGGAAAAUCCUUCUGUGCAAACACGGCAGUCUGAUACAGAUAUGACUCCUUUGGACUCUCAGCCUCAAGACAGUUGUAUGAGCUUUAAAGAUGAGAGACACUCAGGUGUCAAACUAGCAGGAAACAGAAGGAAACUGGGGUCAACCCGAAAGGAUAAAACAAGACAGCAAACCAAGGUAACUAAAGCAAACCAAGAAUUUAAGGAGGAAGUUGUGGAGGACACAGAAAUGUUAGCAGCAAAUAAAACGAAGCAGGAAGAAUCAGAAGAUCUACUAUCUGCUGGGACAGUAAAGAUCAGUUCUACCAUGUCAGGAGAUAAAAACACAGAAAAGCUGAUAAAAGUUCUUGACAAUAGUGCUGUUGCAACAUCAGAUAUUAAUCCAGACUCAGACAAUGGAGACCCUCUCAAAUUCAAUAAAGACCUUGAUGAAAGACACACAAAACUUGUGAAAGAGCCUGAUAAUGUAAGUCAGUUUACAGGAUAUGACACAGUUAAACUGAUGCAAUCAUCGCAAGCCUGUGAUGGGGAAGAUGACUCAGAUGUGCAGAGUAUCUUAUAUCAUGAUUACAUUAUCAGCCCCAGAUCAGGCAGUGAGCAUGUUCCUGAUCACAAAGCAGCCUUUCAGUGCCACAACACAGAAGUUUUAUCUUGUGACAAAAACUCACAAGGACAAGAAGUCCACUCGCAACAAGCAGAUGAUGUGAUGGAAACGGUGAGAUGUGUCACAACAGAGGACUGCAAGACAGAGGUGGCGAGCUCAAUGGAUGCACAAGGUCCUGACCAGGAUGAAGCUGUAGGGGAACAUGUCCAAGAAAUGGAUGCAUCAUUAGAAAGUGAAAUUUCUACUCCCAUGGAUGUACAUAACCGUCUGCAAGAAAAAACUCAAUCGGGUUACAAUGAAAAUUUGCAAGUAAAAUCCAAAGAAAAGAAGAGAAAGCUAGGCUCUACUCGCAGGAGUCGACUCAACAGGAAGCAAGAGGAAGAUACAGACAGCAAAGAAAGUGACUUUAAUACAGAAGAUGAGGUCAGGGAUCUGGACAAGUUGGAGGUUGUGGAGGAGUUGUCGUUAACUGCAGAGGUAUUACAAAGUGAACAUGGCCAGCCAUUACAGCAUACCUUAAAGCAAGAAAAAACAGAGGAAAUUAAAACCCUUCAUCAUGAGGAGCACACGCUACAAAGCUGUGCUUUUGACAAGCAGAGCAGCGAGAGUAAAGUGAUACCAGCUUCCCUUUCUGAACAGUCUGCCUCCAUCAAACCAGUUGCUUUCAGAAUGGCAGCUAAUGAAAGGGAUGAGGAGAGAAAUGUGGACAAGAUAUCACAGCUAGAUGAUUUUACAAAUACUGAGAUACAGUUAACUUCUGGAACAAACAGUAGCACACUGAGUCAGCUGCUGCCUCUAAUUACUGAGACAAGCACUGGCAUCAGUAUGCAAACACAUGAGGAGAGUUUAAAACCAGCACAAGUCCAAGAUGCUGAUGAACAAAAGCCAAGUAACUUGCACGAAGGAAGUAAAUGUGAAAAUCUUGAAAUAACGAGCUCAAGUCCGGAUUUAAAUUCGCCCAAAAGGAGAAGAAAAUUGGGCUCCACUCGUAAGAAUCUCAGCUCACAAACCAGAAAAGAAGGUUUGAAUCAACAGCAGGAGUUGGAGAACAAACCAACAGAGACCACAGCAACCAGUGAAAACAUGAUGGCAGAAGGUGCCUCCAGAAUGGAAGAAAAAGACCUCCAACUCUAUGUAGAGCAUAAAGACAGUGAUUCUGAUCAAAGAAAAGAUCACUUUUUUGCAGAAGCGGAAAUCAGUCAUGUUGUUAAAUCUUUGUCAAUGCUUCCGGUGGAGGAAACAGCCAAAGAAAGUCCAGUUUCCCAGAGUCACUUUACAGAACCAGAACAUCAUCUGACUCCAGAAACUGAAUCGACUCAGUCCACCUCUCCCAAAACUGAUACGCUGUCAGAAUUAGCAUCUGGUGGGAGGCGAAGAAAAUUAGGAUCAAACCGGAAGUCACACCUGCAUCAAAGCAACAAAGACCAAACUGCAAGAGAGGCCAGAAUAAUAAAUUCUCAAAAUGAGAAUGAUGUCAAAGAGGAAGAUGCACACAAGGCAACUGAAGAGCCCCGAGAAGAAUCACCUGGUCUGGACAAAAGAUCACAGGUUGAUGAAAGUGACAAGAAAACACUGAGCUUCAACACCUCAAAGCCUGCAAGUGAGAAAAUUCCAGUCCAGUCUGAAAUCCGCUUUGGUCAAGAGACCCAAAGGGAGAUUUUUUAUGCUGAUCCCAGAAGGACAGACCUCAGUUCAAACUCUUACAAUGUGGUGAUGGUUGGAGACAGCUGUGUGGGAAAAACCUCCUUCAUGAAAAGAGCUCAAAAUGGAAAGUUUUCCUUAGAUCUACCAGCCUCUGUUGGUCUUGAUUCCUGCACAUGGACAGUGUUAGUGGAAGGAAAACCUGUAGUUCUGCAGUUAUGGGACACAGCAGGUCAAGAAAGAUUUCGCAGCAUCACAAAACAGAUUUUCCACAAAGCUCAGGCAUUCCUCUUGAUGUAUGACAUCACUUCCUCCCAGAGUUUUUCUGCAAUCAGCUACUGGGCAAACUCCAUUCAGGAAAGUGCUGCAGAAAAUGUUACUGUUUUACUUCUUGGAAACAAGAGUGAUCAUGCACGACGACAGGUUAAAACUGAACAGGGAGAGAUUCUUGCAAAGGAAUACAACUAUGGGUUCCUGGAGUGCAGCGCUGCCACAGGAGAAAACGUUAUCCAGGCUUUGGAAAUCGUUGCCAGCAUGCUGAGUCAAAGAGCGGACUUCAGAGAGGAAGCCACAGUGUUGCACAAAGAGCCUGUGCAGAAAAAAAGGUCAACAUGUUGCUGAACAGUUUUUUUGGUGUGUAAAAAAAUACAAGAGGUGACAUCCUGCAAGCAGUGUGCGAACUGUACUGAUCAGACUUGUGUUCCAAGAAACUUUUUAAAGUAACUACAUUAUAAAGAACUUUGUUAAAAUUCCUUUUUACAAUGACCUUUAUCUAUGUAAUUAUUUUUCCAAACCUGCACAAGGCUAUUGUUUGUUUAGACAAAAUGAAUAGGUAAUGCUUGUACUUUCAAUAUAUUAUUUCCAUGGUUAAAACAAGCUUUUAAAUGUUACUGUGCAGAACUUUAUGCUGUGUAAGUGUUUAGAUUUAAACAUUCUCAUUAACGUAGUGUUUAUUCUUGCUCAUUGGUAUAAUGGGAGGUGGAAUUUUGUGUGUUUAGUUAAAUAUACAGCUUCUGGAGCCUCCUUUAAAUUUCCCUAUUAAAGCUGUAAUAACUGAUCUGACUAGUAAUCACAAGUUUUAAUACUCAAGCAGUCUAUGUUGAGUAAAGCUUAAUUUGUUCUGUAAUGUCUAUACUUCAGAAAAUUCUUUCUUAGUGUGUUUGUGGUAUUUUCACUCUGAACAGAUUACUUCUUUACAUUAUAGUUAAUUAUAUGGGUCUAUUGCACAGGACAAGUUAUACUAUUAACUUUGUUCUGAUUUUGUUUGUCAUCUGUUAUAAAUGAAUAACAUCAGCACUCAUUCUUCCUGCAGCAGUUACAGUUGCCAGGUCCCUCAUAUAAUCAUAAAUGCAUUUCAUGCCUCCAUAAUUAAAUACAGUGGGAGUAAAAGGGUUUGUGUCAUUUUCUUUAUUAUAUUAUUGCAUAUUACCCUUAAAUUUGUGUCACUGAGUAACUCUACUGCACACUGUGUACCCAGAAACACAAUCAGACAAUGAAAUUGUUCUGUCAUGUCUCAUGCUGAAUAAACCUCCAGAACUACAA